AUGCACGUCGCCAACUUGUCUAUUGUCACUCCCGCCCAGGGUGCCAUAUCUUGGGAGACCAUGUUUCUGGAUGCCCCUCUCAAGGGAUCCAGCAUCUAUGUGGGAGACCCCAAGCCAGAGAUCGACGAUGCCUGGGGCGACCUCGUGCGGUACGCAAACACCCGAGUCCAGGCGGAAGAUCUUGAACGCAUCAAUCGCACAUCAGUUCCCCUGAACGACGCCGAGGGCGGUUUUCUUGUCAACCUCAACGUCUUCCAUCACCUUCACUGCUUGAACAAAAUUCGCAAGCAGCUCUACAAUGACUACUAUCAGGACUGGCAUAGCCCUUCGGCGCAACUAGAACAUGUCAAUCAUUGCAUCGAAUACCUCCGUCAGGUAGUCAUGUGUAAUGCCGAUAUUACCAUGCAGACCUUUGAUUGGAUCGACGACUACCGGCGCCCAUGGCCGAACUUCAAGAUCCAACAUGAAUGCAAAAAUUGGGAUGCUUUGACGGACUGGGCGAAAGAGCACAGUGUGCCGAGUCUCAUAGGGCCCAUUAUCACGCACCCCGUCCUAGGAGUUUCGUGGAGAGAGGAUGACAUUCACUAA
Messenger RNA from Pestalotiopsis fici W106-1, 588 nucleotides. RefSeq lists its product as uncharacterized. The coding region runs from base 1 to 588 and encodes 195 amino acids. Gene Ontology annotation, biological process: mycotoxin biosynthetic process. The record is from RefSeq and is a predicted model, not a curated record. The transcript has 5 exons. Lineage: Eukaryota; Fungi; Ascomycota; Sordariomycetes; Amphisphaeriales; Sporocadaceae.